Messenger RNA from Diachasmimorpha longicaudata, 5287 nucleotides. Its product is annotated as RNA-binding protein 33-like. Gene Ontology annotation, molecular function: RNA binding. The record is from RefSeq and is a predicted model, not a curated record. The coding region runs from base 2109 to 4985 and encodes 958 amino acids. NCBI's taxonomy places the organism in Eukaryota, Metazoa, Arthropoda, Insecta, Hymenoptera, Braconidae. The transcript is spliced from 11 exons.
GAGACAAUGUCAGAUCAAGAUGAUACUCUAUUGGACGAAGACCUCGGCGAUGAAGAGUACGACCUGGGAAACGACGAGGAGGAGGCCCUCUUGGCUGACGACUAUGAAAUCGACAGGAUUGACUCACGAGUUUGCCCAUUUUUCAGUCCAUGAGAAUUACUCCCAAUUGAUCAUCCCAAUGUCUCCAUCCACAAUCCCAUUGAAAAAAUGAUGAUUAUUGAAGUGUAAAAUGUUUACCCAAUUUUUGUGAAACGCUUGUUUAAGUAGUUUUUAAGUUCUUUAUCGUCUCUUUGUAAUUGGAUCGUAUGUGUGUGUGCGAUACUGGCGUUUAUCUCUCGCGUCUAUAAUUUUCCGAAAAUUCUGUACAAAUCGAUAACAAUUGCACACGGAGAAAAAAGUUGGAGGAAAAUUACCAAAACAAUAAGACAAGUAAUUAUCAAGCACUAGGUGCAGUGGGAAUUUUAAUUCAUUGACCCAGAAAAAUUUUCUAAAUAAACUUUACCCCCAUACCAUCAAAAAUUAUCUCAGUGAACGUGAAUAAUUGCCACGACCUUUAGUAUAAUUUUUACCCCACACAACCAUGGGCCAGUUCGUGAGAAAAAUUUUCCCAAUCACAGUACGUUUAGCAGUCGAAUAUGUAUUUUUCAUCGGAAAAAUCGUAAGACAUCCUCAGGACUAUUUCUACUCAACUUUUAUCUCAGUGCAAAGUUGAAUAAUUAUUUGAAAUCUUGGAAGAUACGUUAAUUCAUUAAAAAUCAAAAAUUAAAUGAAAGAAUAUUUACAUUUAUUUGCACAUAAUUAGGUUAUUCACCUAAAAAAUCUUCCCAUUUCAACAGUUCGAAAAUGCGGAAGAAAAAAAUAAGAAAAGUCAGUCAGCUGGAGGAAAUAAUUCCCAUCCAAUAGAAUAUAUCUAUUUCCUUGCCUGUCAAUUGCCACAGCAUCUUUGUAUCUAUUGUAUUACCAUCUAAGUCUGCCCCGAAAUCAAUUGUAGUAUUUAUUCUUCAACAAGCAUUGACUUUUGCUGUUGACUUUUAGUUCCGCCGUAAUUCCUCAGCUAUUUCUGACCAGAGAUCGGCACAGUUAUCAUUUUCACCGCAAACACAUAUUUUUGACCCUCUCAAUUCAAUUCUCCAACUAUCGUAUCGAUCAGCAAUAUUAAAAAUAAACUUUGUUAUUCAUGUAAUCCGAAGUCAUUUAAUCAACAAUGAAAAUUAAUCGCAAAGAAAAACAUUUGCUGUCAUUCUAUAUCACGAAAUAAUAAUUCAGGGUUUUUCAUUGACUAUUGACAUUGUAAAUAAUUGUUAUCAAUGGAAUUUAUUCUUCUGUCGAUCUCUGUCUCUGGUGAUGAAUAAAUCAUCUGAUCAGCCAUUGAAUCUCUCAAUUUUCAAAGCAAAAAAAAUUAAUAAACAUUUUCCGGGAGAUCAGUGAAGUGUGCGCGCGAUUAUCUGAUAAUGUAUGUGAGAUUGAUGUAACUACGAUGUUCUAAUGCAUUGGAGCAUCAUCUAUUGUCCAAAUAUCUCCAACAAACUGUCAAAAAAAAUUCUUGAUGAUGUUUUAUCGAUCAGACGUGUUUAAAAAUUGCAAAAAAAGUCAGUCACACGUGCGGUUGUAAAUUCAUUAACUAAUGACAUUAUACAAAUAGUUAUACGUAAAAUGAACAUGUCUUGCGAAAAUAUAUAAUGCUACAAUGCACCAAAAUUGUAACCAAAACCGAAGAAUCAAAUUUUCAUAAUUUUAACAAUGAAAAUCGAUGGUACAACCGAUGAAAAAUUUAUAUAAAAUAUCCGAGCGAUUAUUAAUCUCGAAAAAUGUCCUCCACGCCCAAUCACAUCGCGUUUCGCACGUUAGAUGUACCUUAUUGACACUGAAUCAUGACACAUUGUCAAGAUCAUCGAGAGGAAAUUAAGAUUGAAGAUAAUCAUUAAGAUUGAAAAUAAUCACUCGAAAAAUUGAUUUUUGUCCUCCAGGACACGUUUACUAUUUACAAUAAUGUUCACAAUUAAUUAAUUACACAUAAAUAGACUAAGAUUAUUAAUGAGUCAGUGGAAGGAUAGUUAGUGCCUAGGCAGAAAAAUGUUUGAAUUAUAAAUCGAGAGGGGGAGGAGUGUAUGAUAAUUGAUGAAAAAAAUUUGGCAUAUUUAAUUCUCGAGCAGCAGAAUAGCUAUAAGGGAGAAGAGGAAACAGACGAUGUGCUGGAUUUAGGAGUGACCGAUGCCCUAGACGAUUUAGAGGGUGAUGAUGAUAAUAUCGAGUAUAGGAACGAGACUGAUAGCCAUAACCAAAGUCAUUAUAAUGAUGAACGUGGUGAUAAUCGGGGAAAUUAUUACAACGAACGUCGCUGUGAAUACGAUGAUAAAGGGCAGAUGAAUUCAGGAUUGGGGGAUUUACGGGAGAAACUGAUGAAGAGGGACCUAGGAGGUAAUGGACAGAUCGUGGAGGAGGACGAGGGCGAGGAGGCCAGGGAGAGACGAAAUAGAUUUCAAAAUGAGAGGAUCAUGAUAUCGCCGAAAAUGAAUAACGAUAUUCCGGAUUCUUUAGAGAGCGUCGUCAUGGCUGAACAGAACAGACCGAUGUUUCGGGGAAGGGGCAGAGGACGGGGAAUUAUGAGGGGCGUCAGGGGUGGCAGAUAUCCAGUUAAUGCCGGAAAUUACAACCCACGAUUUAUGGCUCGACCUUCGUUCGACGAGCAAAAGCCGCAGUACAGACCUCCCCUUCAGGACACCCGUCACUUCCAGAACGGUCCAUCAAACAUUAUGACUCCACAGCUGAUGUACCCUCCGGAGAAUCAGUUCCAGCAAUUUGCCCGACCCCCUCGUCCCCACUUCAACGAGCCACGUCCAUUCAAUCCAAAUCCGUUCCAAGGCCCUCCACGUCACCAAAAUCCCCCAAUGGACUUCCGGCCCCGUGGUCCAAUGCCCAGUGGACUGGGUCCCAGAUUCAAUGGCCCAAUGAAUCCAGGCUUCAUUCCCAACCAGCACUUUCCAAGACCUCAGCACGAGCAGGACAUACCAGGACGUUCGAUGAUGCCACCAGGUCCCAUGAUGCCGAGCAUGCAGCCUGGACCUCCUGUGCCAGGAAAUCAGGGACCACCACUGCACCCACUCCACCCAGGAAUGCCUCCAGGACCGCCCGAGGGACCCAUGAUUCCGUUCAGGCAUCCAGGACCCAAUCAGCUCCCUCAUCAGGUACCUCAUCCCCAUCAGAAUGUCCCCAUGGGACAGCCUGGCUUCGAGCCUCGUCAACCAUUUCAGGAGCCACCCUGGGAACCCAGGAAUACGUACGAUGGCAGGCCUGGCUACAACAAUCUACCUCCUGGACAGUUCAAUCCUCCGGUAGUCCAUCAGCAACAUCCACCUCCUAGUGUACAGAUCCCGCAAAAGAUCCUGAUUAAUCCACACUUCAGGGGAAAUUCGCAACAAACCAGUGAAGGAAGACCUCCUUGGGACAAUGCUCAACAACCUCCAGUCGUCCACCCCCACCCAAAUGAACAAUUUAGACCGAAUCCCGGCCCCUAUCCUGGCCAGCCAGCGUUCAAUCCCCCUACGAAUCAAGAAAAUUCGCAGGAUUAUCAGAGAAAUUACACUCAGAAUAAGAGUGACGAUCCGUACGCAUAUUUCUCAGACGUAUGGCAAGAGAACAAGGCGAAGACAAGGAGUUUAAGCCCCUCGAAGAGUUACUCUGGAGAGAGUAAUUACGGGCGUGAGAGCAGCUACAGAGACUAUGAUAAAUAUAAAUCUGAUAGUAGAGAUCCUUAUCCAGAUGAUCAAAGAUACAGAGACAGAAGUCCACCUCCACGAUCGAGAGACCCUCCACCGCGGUCUCGACCUCCUCCCCCGAGUAACAGCUACCACAAUGACUCUUACGAUCAGAGAUCCAGACCACCGACUUCAUCCAGUCGUCCAGCCACCAGACUUGGCCAGAAACGCACUCCAGAGCCACAGAGCAGGGGACGAGAUGGGAGUCCUAAGAGAAUGAGAUCACAGAGAAGUCCUGACACACGUGCAGAGCUCGAUGAUCAUCAGAAACCUUUUCCGGAGGAGGAAAUGGAUCCAGAGGAGCGUGAGUAUCGAAAAAAAAUGGAAGAGCAGAAACGUCUGCGUGAGAAAAUUCUCCAAGAAAAGGAGAAUCGAAGGAAGCAAGCAGCAUUGGAGAGACACGGAGAGGAUUCCAAGGAUCUUAAGAACAAUGACCACCAACAGGAGAACAAAUCGUCGAUAACACCACUAUCGAAAGAUCUCUCCGAAACAUCUGCAACUGCGAGGCCGAGAAUUCGUGCCACAACCGGACAAGCUACCGAGGUGGAGAAACCAGUGAGAAUAGUGCGGACUGUGCAGGCGUCUGAGAAAGCAGUGCCCGAUACUCAGCCCCCGAAGGAGUUAGUCUCUCCUCAAGACUCGAAAAAACCAGUUACAACUCGGCGAGUGGUCAUUCAGAAGCAGUUGCCCAAUGCCCGAGUGGCAACAUCCAUUCAAAAGACAGUGUCAAACCUUCAGAAGUCCCAGACCAAGCCUCAAAGCCCUUCAGCAGAGACUCCGAAGAAGGGACCUCUUCAACUACAGAAAGCUGUCGGUGGUGCCAGGACCGUUGUCAAAGACAGACCUGCGACACUCAGAAAAGUCGUGGUCUCUGAAGUCCCAACUGGAACAGCUAAGAAAGCUCCAGGAACUGUCCAGAGUAAUAGAGUAGUUCUGCAGAAGCCAGUGCAGGGAAAAAGACUGACUGAGGGUAAAUCAAAUACUAUUUUGAUUGAAAAUUUAGCAGCCAGUACUUCAGAGCCACAAAUUCGUCGUAUGUGCCAAGGAAUUGGUACUCUUGAGAGCAUCAGCAUGGGCGAGGGAACAGCAACAAUUGUGUUUAAGACUCACUCAGCGGCGAUGGUAUUUCACAAAAAAUAUCAGCGUAAAAUGAUUGAUCUGUCGAUGAUCAAUGUCAAAUUUCUGCCGCAGAAUAGCUCGCAGUUGACAGCCGCUGCUGCUACUACAUAAUUUUUUUUCAGUGAUAAUCAAGUAAUGAAUAUAAUUACGAGGUGGUAUCACUUUUGGCAUUUUUUUUAUGUGAACAACAUAUAAUCUAACGUGAAGAAUUAAGUGAAAUAAUUUUUUGUAUAUAAAAAUCAACCAUUAUGAGUGUCUCGAUAAUGUAUAUAAAAUGUAUAAAUUAUUUAUAGUGAAAAUAUCCGACGAUUCAUUAAGUGAAUAAUUCGUCGGUAGGAGUGAAUAGAUAUGAACAAUGUAAUCAUCGAAACUUGACGUUUUGAACGAUUAAAUUAACUGAACAUGAAAUGAAA